Molecule: messenger RNA, 1948 nt
Organism: Annulohypoxylon truncatum
Lineage: Eukaryota; Fungi; Ascomycota; Sordariomycetes; Xylariales; Hypoxylaceae
Product: GMC oxidoreductase
Exons: 3
Coding region: 170-1855 (561 amino acids)
Molecular function (GO): oxidoreductase activity, acting on CH-OH group of donors; flavin adenine dinucleotide binding
Source: RefSeq, a predicted model, not a curated record
GUUUAUACGAUGUUGUAUCUGAUUACUUGAUUUCAUCUCAUCCAUGCUAAUAUAGCUACGCUAUUAUUGGAGACAAUUAUAUCUUCAGACGAGCGAAGCGACAAAUUUCUCACGACUUUGUUUCAAUUAUCAAAAGGAAUCGUCAGCUAGUCGCGCAGAGUAAAUCGUCAUGGAAUCUAUCUAUGACUUCGUAAUCGUUGGCGGCGGACCGUCCGGCUGUGCCGUAGCAUCCGGUCUAGCGAAGUCUCCCAAGAAGCCAUCAGUACUUCUACUGGAAGCAGGAGGCGACAACGACGACCACAAUCUUCGUGUCGACGGUCAGCGAUGGACGACAUCCAUCAACAAGGACCUGAAUUGGGGAUAUAAAACGACUCCCCAGGAGUAUUGCGGAAAUCGGGAGCUAAACCUACCCAGUGGCCGGGGCCUGGGAGGUGGAAGCGCUAUCAACUUUGCCAACUAUACCAUCGGUUGCCGAGAUGAUUACGAUGAAUGGGCAAGGAUCGUAGGCGACGAUACUUUCCGUUGGGAACGCAUGCAAACCCGUUUCAAGGACUUGGAGUCGUUCAACGGCGAACCGCCCGCAGGCGUCGGCAAGAAGUAUGCUGCCCCUAAACCCACAGACCAUGGUACUUCCGGCCCCCUGAAGGUAGGGUAUACCAAGGAGUGUGUAGAAGAUCUCACAGAGAUACUCGACUGCUUCGAGCAGGCCGGUUUUCCGCUGAACCCAGAUCACAACUCGGGAAAUCCGAUCGGGAUGUCGGUAUCUAUCAAUUCUUGCCAAAAUGGUGUUCGUUCGACUGCGGCAGAUUUGAUAACGCCGGCCCCGGAUAACUUAACAGUCUCCACGCACUCUCCAGUGCAACGAGUGAUUAUCGAAGGCAAGAAAGCUAUCGGGGUGGAAUCAAACGGAAAGAAGUACUUUGCGUCAAAGGAGGUCGUCUUAUGUGCUGGCGCCCUACACAGCCCUAGGAUUCUCAUGCACUCUGGGAUCGGACCCGCCAAACAAUUAAACGAAUACCAAAUUCCAAUAAUACAAGCGAACGAAGCGGUGGGUCAAAAUCUGCGAGAUCAUCUAUGCAUUCCAAUCGUCCACAGCCGGAAGGAACCUGGCGUCUCCAGCGCUUCGUUCUACGGCGAUGCGAAAGCAAUGGACGCCGCACUAGAGCAGUGGAAGAAAGACGGUACGGGGCCGUGGGCUAAAUACGGGGCCCAAGCCGCCAUCGGCUUUUUCAAACUUGACGAUAUCGCCAAGAUGAAGGAAUUUCAAGAUCUUCCCGCCGAGGAACAGAGAUUCAUGCUCCUAGACACGGUCCCGCACUACGAGAUCUUCACUCAUUUACCGGCGCAUAUGUUUUACCCGAUCCCCACCAUGAACUACCACUGCCUCGCGACCUGGUACUUCAACGGCCAGAGCCGUGGGGAAAUCACCUUGCAAUCCUCCGACCCCGACGUCCCCUUGAAAUACAACCCUAGGUUUCUGGCCUCGCCGUUUGACCGACGGGUGGCGAUCGAAUCCAUGCGCUCCCUCCUCCGCUUCACGGAACACGAAGCCUAUGCCAAGAACACCGUCGCGCUCAUAUCCGGACCCAAAUCAGAUUCCGACGAGGAUAUCUUGGAGUAUUGGGCCGAGAGGGUCAUUUCGAGCUUACACAUGACGGGGACGGCUAAGAUGGGAAAGCCUGGAGAUUCGAAUGUGGUUUUGGACAACAACUUUCGCGUCAUAGGCAUUGAAGGCCUUCGCGUGGCUGACUUGUGUGCUGUCCCCGUUUUGCCAAGCGGUCAUGUUCAGGCGACUGCUUACGUUACGGGGGUAACUUGCGCUGAGAAGUUAGCAAAAGAGUACCACCUUGAAUGAUCGUGCGAUGUACAGGUCGAUCAGGUGCGCCGCCUCUCCUGUAAAUUUUCAAUGCAGAGUUUAGAAUUGAUCGGUACGAAAAAAAGACACUUU